GAGCGCUCGGCACUGGCUCCGGCUCCAGCGCGCCAAGCCGUUAGCACCGCCCCUUCCCGCCGGCUCCACCCACCGCCGCCUAGUCACUAACCCUGGCCGCCGGGUGCGCGGCGCGUUCUUAAACCCCGCCUCCCGGGCUAGGGCGCGCUCUCCGCGUCGCCCGGCCCUAGGCGGUUCCGUUAGCGGCGGGAGGGAAAACCGCCCCCGGCGUCCCCGCCUCUGCUGCUAACGCUUUCCUCCCUACUCCCCCUGCGACCACCCCGCAGCUCGCUACGGAGGCCCCCGAAGUACAAACGUCCCUCACGCUCCGAGCCCCCUCGGACGCUGCGUCCAGUCUGACUCCUCGGGCCCUAAGGCCCUGUGCUCAUUUUUCUUUGUUUUUUGUUUCUUGUUUUUCUUUUAGUCAGGAAUUCUCACUGGUGAGUUCCCUAAGGCGGCAGAAACUUUUGCCUCUUCACGGAAGUAAAAGUUGGUUCUCUUUUACCCGCUGCUGCCCAGGCCUCCCGCAUUCCUUCCCUCCCGCCUCUCCGGAUAGUGGCGGGCGGGGGAGGAGGAAGCCAGAGCGCCUGCGCGGGGAGGCCGCUUUCCAUCCGGGUCCCUGUCCGUGCGGUGCAGCAGGUCGGUAGGCGGGAAAUGGCGACUGGCUGAAGGAGCUGGUUCUGUUGCUGCUGAGGGAUAAGCGGGAAAGACACCACCUAUUGCGCAGUUGGGACCAUCGCCGGAGCCCGAGGACACUUUUCUGUCGUCACAGUGAAGGUUUACAUGUGGCACCCAUAAAAGAUGAAGCUGAGAACACGGAAGGCUUCUCAGCAGUCCAGUCCAAUCCAAACACAGCGCACUGCCAGAGCAAAAAGGAAAUACUCAGAGGUUGAUGAUAGCUUGCCUUCAGGAGGAGAAAAACCAUCCAAGAAUGAAACCGGCUUAUUGUCUUCAAUUAAAAAGUUCAUUAAAGGAAGCACGCCCAAGGAAGAGAGAGAAAAUCCUUCAAAACGGAGUAGAAUUGAACGAGAUAUAGAUAAUAAUUUAAUCACAUCAACACCAAGAACUGGAGAAAAGCCUGACAAACAGUUGUCUCGAGUAAGACGGAAAAGUCCAGUCAAUGGAGAAGCUGGUAGUUAUGAAAUGACAAAUCAACAUAUAAAACAAAAUGGAAAAUUAGAAGAUAAUCCUUGUUCAGGUAGUCCUCCAAGGACUACAUUGUUGGGGACCAUAUUUUCGCCAGUCUUCAACUUUUUUUCACCAGCAAAUAAAAAUGGAACGUCAGGUUCAGAUUCCCCGGGACAGGCUGUGGAAGCUGAGGAGAUAGUGAAACAACUUGACAUGGAACAGGUGGAUGAAAUCACUACCAGCACUACGUCAGCUAAUGGAGCGGCCUACUCAAAUCAAGCAGUUCAAGUGAGGCCAUCACUCAAUAAUGGUUUAGAAGAAGCAGAAGAAACAGUUACUCGGGAUAUCCCACCCCUUACAGCACCAGUAGCUCCAGAGAGUGGUUACUCAUCAGCUCAUGCAGAGGCCACCUAUGAGGAAGACUGGGAAGUAUUUGACCCCUAUUAUUUCAUCAAACAUGUUCCGCCUCUGACAGAAGAACAACUAAAUAGGAAACCUGCUCUUCCUCUGAAAACGAGAAGCACACCGGAGUUCUCCCUGGUCUUAGAUCUGGAUGAAACGCUAGUGCACUGCAGUCUGAAUGAGCUGGAAGAUGCAGCACUAACUUUUCCAGUCCUUUUCCAAGAUGUCAUUUAUCAGGUUUAUGUGAGAUUAAGACCAUUCUUCAGGGAAUUCCUGGAGCGAAUGUCUCAGAUGUAUGAGAUCAUUCUUUUUACUGCUUCUAAGAAGGUGUAUGCAGACAAGUUACUGAACAUACUAGACCCUAAAAAGCAACUGGUCAGGCACCGGCUUUUCCGUGAACAUUGUGUUUGUGUACAAGGAAAUUAUAUAAAGGACUUAAAUAUCCUUGGAAGAGACCUUUCUAAAACUAUAAUAAUUGACAACUCACCACAAGCCUUUGCCUAUCAGCUUUCUAAUGGAAUCCCUAUAGAAAGCUGGUUUAUGGAUAAAAAUGACAAUGAACUCCUAAAAUUGAUUCCAUUUCUGGAGAAGCUUGUAGAACUGAAUGAAGAUGUCCGGCCUCACAUCAGAGACAGAUUUCGAUUGCAUGAUUUGCUGCCCCCAGAUUAAGUUCAGAGACUUGUCAGAUCACUGAAGGGGGGAGAGAAUGCAGGACCCUUUUGGACUAAGACAAAAACAUUGCCAUUACUGUUGAAAUUUUGCAUUUUUGUACCCCGUCUUGCUUUUCUUAUCUUUGGUGCCCAAUAUUAAUCAAGGGUUAGAGAAAGAGACUAUCUUGGAUUGAACACAUACAGUGGGCAGGCUAAAACAGAAGCGUCUGUAGAGUAGAACAACUCCAGUGAAACUUUUAUGUACAGGACAUCUGCAGCUUAUAAAGAAUUCUGUUUCUGCCACCAGCAGUUUGACCUGUAGCUACACAGGAUUUUAUGAUAAUCACAGAGGUGAGAGUGGACUUUCAUUUUCUCUCUGUUUGGUGCUCUCAGUGGGUUUGUAGCCACUUUUCUGUUACUUUACUAUUCUCAUUUCAACAGGAAUGGCCAGUAAAAGUUGUUUUAUUUUUCCUGUUAAGGUUUAUAACCUUUUUACAUUUCUGACCUAUAUUAGAUUAGAAUCUCAUGAUGCAUUCCUUUUAGUUAAGGCGCUUCAUAGUUUUCUGGAAAUAGUCAAUUUUUAGGUUUUUUUUUUAAAUUUACAUUUGAAUGGCCGUUUUCCUGCUUUGUCUGCCUGCAUAUUGUAUAUUUGUUUAAAAUAUUCUCUACUUUUAGUCCAUGUAAGUUUCAUUUUUUAAAAAAUGCAUUUAUAUUUUGUUCUGUAAUAUUCUACUGUAGGUGAAAUCUUCAAAAAUCAAGAGACUGGGUAGUUAAGAAUAUAUGAAUGACUAAUAUUCAAAUGAUUUGAACCAUUGUGAUGGCAUGUAUUCCAGAUGGUAAUAUCUUGCAAUGGCACACAUUUAAUGGAUAAAGGUAUACCUCAGACUUCACUGUGCUCACUAACCUUUGAGGAGAACGAGUUCAGUCACCUGUUGGGCUUGAUUCAGUUACUGCUGCCUUUGGGUUUUCUCCAGGAAUGAAGUAUUCAGCACAGUGACUCAGUAUUUUUACUCUGCAUGGGCUGGUAGUACCUCUGUUAUGCUCCCGGUUACAAUCAGUUUAAAACUCUGUGUAACAGUCUUGGUACCUAACAGUAGCUAUGCAUAAUCCUGUGGCACAGUACACUCCCGGGCCCCCAGUGCAGUUAAUGUGCUCAUAGUGGUUUUCUAUGCUAUAUGAAAAUAGUCGUCACGCCUUGGUUCUCUAAUGCAGCUACCACAAGAGGUUGAUAUUUUUAUAGUGGCGUGUAAUCUCCUUUUCAGGAGGCUUUUUAUGGAAGGUAGAAUUUGUAAAAGUUAGUAUGCUUUGCCUCUCAACUGCAUUAACAUGCCGCAGGCUCAGACUGUUUUUGUGUAAAGGAUGUCAAAGAACGGCACUUUUUCUAAAGAGAAGUUUGAUAUUUUGUAUGCUUGUUAAGAAAGUACAGUAUUGGAAAUUAAAGGUGGACAACUGAUAAUUGAGGAGUAUGUCAGUUAAUUUUUUAUGUAUAUUACCUGUUUACUUGUACAACUUAUUGUACAAAUUACAUGCAGCUUCAUUUUCAAAUGAAUCCUUAAAAUAAGGAAAUCUUUUUAGGAAAACAUUUAAUUUUUGUAUUUUUGAUUUUAAGGGCAUGAGUUGUCAGUUUUCAGUGUAUUAAUGAAGAUUUUAACUUUUCAUCAGGUUGAGUGUUUUCUUACUAUAUUAUCUGUUGUGUAUGUAGUUAGCAUAUUGUGUCACUGAACUGUUUAAAAAUCUAGCAUGUAGAGCAAGCCUGUUUUGUGGAAAAUCCUUAUUCAUUAAAAAAAUAAUCAUGGCAGAUUUUCUGCAAAAAAAAAAAGCAAAAGCAUUUGCAAUUCAGAUUUUUUUAUUUUAAAGAAAAGGUAUUUUGCUUGCAGGAACAAUACUACAGAUUCAUUUUAAUGAGAACCUUUGAAAUGUAUUUAUCUUUAGGGCACCUGGGCAUCUUUAUGCUGUUUGUCUUAUGUCUUUCUUGAAAUAAAAUGUACAUAUGUUACCUUUA
Messenger RNA from Rattus rattus (black rat), 4161 nucleotides. RefSeq names its product CTD small phosphatase like 2 (gene Ctdspl2). The record is from RefSeq and is a predicted model, not a curated record. The transcript has 13 exons. Gene Ontology annotation, molecular function: phosphoprotein phosphatase activity. The coding region runs from base 781 to 2178 and encodes 465 amino acids. NCBI's taxonomy places the organism in Eukaryota, Metazoa, Chordata, Mammalia, Rodentia, Muridae.